This is a messenger RNA of Nicrophorus vespilloides, 3859 nucleotides long. It is a transcript of the gene LIMK1, whose product is annotated as LIM domain kinase 1. Gene Ontology annotation, molecular function: protein binding; protein serine/threonine kinase activity; ATP binding. The record is from RefSeq and is a predicted model, not a curated record. Gene Ontology annotation, biological process: actin cytoskeleton organization; protein phosphorylation. The transcript has 10 exons. Gene Ontology annotation, cellular component: nucleus; cytoplasm. NCBI's taxonomy places the organism in Eukaryota, Metazoa, Arthropoda, Insecta, Coleoptera, Silphidae. The coding region runs from base 257 to 3634 and encodes 1125 amino acids.
AUUAUUUUGAUUGUUGGCGGAUUCUUCAAAUUUCAAUUAGUUGGCUGUUUAUGUGAAAUGGCAAAGUCGUGAAUUAGAAGCGGUGUAAAGGUUGUUUACAUGUACAAACAAAUAAGACAGGAUAAACAGAAGCCAGCCUUGGAAAAGGUAGUUCUUGUGUGUUGUGAGCGCGUCUUCUGCGAGAAACCUGCUGCCUGUCACUGGCGCGCGGCGCACUGCGAUGUCAGUAGCAAAUCUUGUGCAGGAAUGAAGCAGGAUGGAAGAGUCUCUAGAGAAUGAUGAGCCCGAGCCAACGGAGUCUGUGUGCGCGGGUUGUAUGAACGUCGUCUUCGAUGACGAGUUCGUUUCCGCCCUGGGACAGGAAUGGCACAUGGACUGUUUCCGGUGCACAGCGUGCGAUGCCUCCCUGUCCAACUGGUACUUUGAGAAGGAUGGCCUCUUGUUCUGUAAGAACGACUACUGGUCCAGAUACGGGGAGUCUUGCCAGCAAUGCAAUGAAAUCAUAACUGGUCCUGUGAUGGUAGCUGGAGAACACAAGUUCCAUCCAGAAUGCUUCUGCUGCGGCCUCUGCGGCAUCUUCAUCGGGGACGGCGAUUCCUAUGCCCUGGUUGAACGUUCCAAGCUUUAUUGCGGGCAAUGCUACAAAAAGCAGAUGCAACCUCUUCAGCGCACCACUAAAUGUCCUUUUAUCACGAAACCGCAUUCCAUUAGGCUCGUUGAGGUGCCCAGCGGCCAAAAAGGAAUCAAGUUGUCCGCCGAUCCUAUUGGCACCGCUCAUCAUCUCACCAUUUCCCAACUGAUGUGGCGACUCCACGGGAAAUUCAUCGGUCUGGCGUUAACUUUUCUAACAUCGGCUUGCAAUUUCUGCUGCUAUCUAACACCUUAUAAAUCUUAUAGGUUGGACGUUAAUAAUGAUCUGAUGUCGUUGCACAUCGGAGAUAGGAUAUUAGAAAUAAAUGGUACGCCUGUGAACGAUACACCAUUGGAGAGUGUUGAGAAUCUCUUGAGAUAUUCAGAGACUGUGAUUCAGUUGACAAUAGAGCAUGACCCAGAAGCGAUUUCGCGCAGCAGGAAACCCCAAUUCUCCGCGCUCAGCAUAAACUCGACCCCACUGACGACCACUUCCAGUGAUACAAACAUUCCGACCGUGAAGAGUCCGAGUGUCUUCGAGAAAACUGCCUCAACGGAUUCCAUAUUACUCAGCGAUGCUCAGAAGAAGAUCGAGGAAGUUGUUCCAAGUGUAGUGACGAUUAGCAAUAAUUCUUUAAAUAAAAUAAACAAGACGGAAAAGGCUGAAAGGUUGUUCAAACGACGGGAUGAGGGCUACAUGAGUGGAACCCGUUCCAGGCAGUUGAAAAGGAAGAACAAUUUAGAGAGCAAACCUUUUUUGGAUAAAGAACGAAGCUCCUCGAUGAGCCGCCUUUUAGAUGAAGUGCCAAAUACGAAAAGACUCACGGAGCUGUCGAGAGCUUAUUCUUUCUUGGAACCAAGACCGCAACAACGAGUGUUCCGGGCUUCUGACCUCGUGAAGGGCGAGCUUCUUGGACAGGGUUUCUUCGGGCAAGUCUUCAAGGUGACCACCAAGGAUACUGCUGAAGUGAUGGUGCUCAAGGAGCUCUACAGAGUGGACGAGGAGGCGCAGAAGAAUUUUCUCAAGGAAGUGGCGGUGCUCAGGAACUUGCACCACAACAAUGUGCUGCGGUUCAUAGGUGUUCUUUACAAGGAGAGAAGGCUGCAUUUGGUCACAGAGUACAUAGCUGGUGGUACUCUCACCGAGCUAUUGCACGAUUCUACGCAACAGUUGCCUUGGAGACAACGAGUAUCCUUCGCUAAAGACAUUGCCGCUGGUAUGGCCUAUUUGCAUUCCAUGAAUAUUAUACACAGAGAUCUGAAUUCUCACAACUGCUUGGUUAGAGAGGAUAAGACUGUGAUAGUAGCGGAUUUCGGAUUGGCAAGGAUCGUUUCGCAAGCCACCAACAGUGUACGACGUUCGCCGAAAGGUUCAUGCGGGACGGGACCCAAGCGACAGGAGCGCAAGAAACGCUACACAGUUGUAGGAAAUCCGUAUUGGAUGGCGCCGGAGAUGAUGAAGGGCAACAAAUACGAUGAGAAAGUGGACAUCUUCAGCUUUGGAAUUGUUUUAUGCGAGAUCAUCGGCCGCAUUCAAGCUGACCCCGAUUUCAUGCCGAGAUCAAACGAUUUCGGAUUGAACCAGAACGCCUUCAGAGAAAAGUUCUGCAAUAAUUGUCCGGAAACUUUUUUCAGCAUCGCUUGCCUUUGCACAGAUCUCAAUCCAGAUAAAAGGCCACCAUUUGAAGUGACCGAAGUGUGGCUGGAAUCUCUUUCGAUGCAUCUUUUGGUGGGGAAACCGUUGCCCUCGGACUUGCAGUUCGACAUACAGCAUUUCAGCGGAUUGAGUCCCAGCUCCAGCGGAAGCACAACUCCUGAAGGCAUUCCUUCUGGUCACCGGAGUCCCGCGCUCGAACCGAUCACCGAAGGAAAACUGAUCACGCACAAAAUUUUCGAUCCAAAUAUUGCCAAGAGUCGCAGUUCCGAUAACAUAAAGCCCCUCGCCGAAACACUGAAGAAAUCCAAGCCGAAGAUCUGUGUUUCCGUAGGUAAGCUGAGUAAGAGCUGCGAAAACUGUAGCCUGAAGAUAUCGGAGAUUUGCCUUUGCGACGAUGAAUUCAGCACUAAAAGCUGCGAGGAUUUCUACAACGAGAAAAAACGCAAGGAAUUUCCAAACUACGAGAACAUCGACUUUUUGCGCAAUGACAGCGCUUUCGUGGGCAAAGAAAAGAAGCUCAGCAUAAAAGAUUUAGGCGUUAUAAAGAAUGAGCCGAUCGAGAACAAUCUGAAAGAUAAUCUGAGAGUGCCAUCGCGUCGAGUGCCUAAAAAUUUUACCAGAAAUCGUUUGAUCAAGUCGGAAAAUGAGAAGAAACUGGUGGAGGAUUCGUGCGUUAAAGAUAAAAUUAGAUCUAUCGGUAAGCGGAGCACUUUGGAGGUAACGAAACCAGGGAAAGAAACGAAAGUUUCCAAUCUCAGCCUACAGAGUAUUACCAUGAAACGGAACGGAGCCAGGAUUUAUCCGCGAGAAAAUUACCUGAAAAUCCCUGACGUCGUGUCCUCGACUUUACCAGAGAGCGAAUCCAAAGCUCCUGCUAAUCCCUUCAGCAUCAGCAGGAAUAUAUUCAAGCAGAACGACGCCAACAAGAUUGAGACGACGGCUGCCGGCGAGACGGAUAAGAAAGCCGUCGGCGAACAGAAGGAAAUCUCGAAACCUUUGAGCGAUCGUAUAGCUUCGAUUUUCAGCAGCGGUGCCAUAAAGAAACAGACUGAAAGUUCUAAAGAGUUCGGAUUGAAGAAGUCCCCGAAGAAUCUGUAUAUUGCAGGCGAGAAGCGGAGGGCCUUCACACCAAUUCCCGAGAGGAAACAGUACUGCAUGGACGAUCGACCGAAGCAGUCGUUGGUGAGGAACAUCGUGGACACGUUCAACAGGAAGGAGGUCGGAAAGUUCGAUUUCGACCACAGGAACAAGUACGGUAGGGGCUCGUUGAAGGGAGCUUCCAAGUCGGACAGAACCAUUCCAGAAGCGGAAAGCUCUUCGGAUACAAGCGAGUUUACCGUUUUGUAAACGCGUAUUGUUACAUUCCAACACGAUUGGAAAUUAGUAUUAUAUUGGGCUCUAAAAUUGGAAAAAAAUUAUAAUUGAAUGAAUUAUUUUUCAUAAGUAAAUACAAUAUUCGUGAACAGAAAAGUGCAGGACGCAAAUAUUCCAACUAUGUUAGUAAUGACACAAUUAAAUGAUUAUUGUUUUUUUUUUCUCUGUAUAUUUUUAAGUUAAAUAGAAUUGUUUGAU